Galendromus occidentalis (western predatory mite) is the source of this 994-nucleotide messenger RNA. RefSeq lists its product as uncharacterized. Gene Ontology annotation, molecular function: double-stranded DNA binding. Gene Ontology annotation, biological process: regulation of transcription by RNA polymerase II. Lineage: Eukaryota; Metazoa; Arthropoda; Arachnida; Mesostigmata; Phytoseiidae. The annotation marks the transcript as partial. The transcript has a single exon. The record is from RefSeq and is a predicted model, not a curated record. Gene Ontology annotation, cellular component: nucleus.
AUGCCGAAGACGCCUCCCUCAAGACAAAUGCACUAUGUGACUCUUCUCGGCCAGGAUGUGCUGUCGUUCGAUGGGAACGUACUCCUGUGUAAGGUGUGCGAGAAGGUGGUCUCUUCGGACAAGAAGUCUUUGGUUAAGCAGCACAUCGAAGGAGCUAAUCACAAGGCGCUUUGCGAGAAGAAGAAAGAGUCUGGGUCUACGAACGUCGUCCAAAUGAAGUCGUUCCUCGGAGCCACCGGGAAACAGAGUCAAUUUCACGUCGAUCUCUGCGAUGCACUUUUAUCUGCUGACAUACCGCUGCGGAAACUGGACAAUGAAAAGCUCAGUGCUUUCUUGGGAAAAUACUGCAAGCAACACGUCCCUUCAUCAAUCACGUUACGCUUGCACUAUAUCAAGAGCAUAUACGAGGGGAAAAUGGAAUACAUAAGGAGUUUCGUUGGAAGCAAAUCUAUAUGGAUCUCCAUCGAUGAGACAACAGACCCUCUCGGAACAUUCGUUGCGCAUAGUAUCAUCGGAACUUUGGAAACUUCCGGGUCCAGGAGUUUCCUACUCCACGCAGACAAUCUGGAGAAAACCAAUAACUCGACCAUCGCCCAAAGCUUCAUGAAUGCUCUCAAUGUACUUUGGCCAAACGGAGUCCAUCACGAAAGGGUUCUCCUAUUCGUGACGGAUGCUGCGCCGUAUAUGAGGAAGGCUGCGAAUGCCCUACAGGUGCUUUUUCCCCGCAUGAAGCAUGUAACUUGUGCGGCGCAUGCACUGCAUCGAGUAGCGGAGGAAGCCAGAUUGCUGUUCCCCGAAGUUGACAAGCUGGUGUCAAACGGGAAAAAGAUAUUCUUGAAAUCUGCGGCGCGGGUCACCAUGUUCCGAGAACUUGCGCCGGGUACGCCCCUUCCACCCCAGCCGGUCAUAACCCGGUGGGGGACGUGGGUCGCUGCCGCACUCUACUACGCUGAGCACCUGGAUACGUUCGCGAACGUGGUUGAUUCUUUCGAUC